CUCUAGAUUUCCUCCCCCAAAUAUCGAAUUACAUUUUGCUAGCUUGAAAACUAUCAAACAAUCCCUAACGCCAAAUCACUCCGCCGGUUGGCAAAAUCCGGCUAAUGGCAGCAGCAACGAAAGUGGCCGGAAAUGGUCUAUUUCCCUCCAAUUCCCGUCCUCGUCUUUUUCCUUCCAAUUAUGCCCCUCGUUUCCUAGCCAUGGCACCACAAAAGAAGGUGAAUAAGUACGAUUCGAAUUGGAAAAAGGAGUGGUUCGGUGCGGGACUAUUCUAUGAGGGCCGCGAAGAGGUAGAAGUGGACGUGUUCAAGAAGCUGGAGAAGCGGAAGGUGCUGAGCAACGUCGAAAAAGCCGGCUUACUCUCCAAAGCCGAGGAAUUCGGCGUGACUCUAUCAUCCAUAGAGAAGCUCGGCCUUCUCUCGAAAGCGGAGGACCUCGGCCUGCUCAGUCUGCUUGAGAAGGCCGUGGACACUUCGCCAGCCGCAUUGGCCUCCGCCGCCCUGCCCCUCUUGGUGGCGGCUGUGCUCGUCGUUGUCGUGAUCCCGGAUGACUCGACGGCGCUGGUGGCGGUGCAGGCCCUCAUUGGAGGGCUGCUGGCGGUUGGGGGUGUGGGGUUGUUUGUGGGGUCACUUCUUGUGGAAGGGUUGCAAGAGGCUGAUUAAUUGGGAUUGUUUUGUUCUUUUUUAUGUAUAUUAGUAUAGCUUUCUAUUACGCUUUGUUUGACGGUUGAUAUUAUUCAAGGUUUUAUUUUGGUCA
Messenger RNA from Salvia hispanica, 756 nucleotides. RefSeq names its product transmembrane protein, putative (DUF1118). The record is from RefSeq and is a predicted model, not a curated record. NCBI's taxonomy places the organism in Eukaryota, Viridiplantae, Streptophyta, Magnoliopsida, Lamiales, Lamiaceae.